UGCUAAGCAAAGACACUUCUGUCUCUCAGACAUAGCCACUUCUUUCUCCUCAUUUCUCUCUAUUAAAUUGAGCUAUAUGUCUUCUCUCGUAAGGAGUUCUUAGAACAAACCUUUCUUAUUUCCCAAGCAAUCUACAAAACUGGUAGAGAAGCUGGGGGAUUUCUCCAACCUUCAAAUGUCGGCAACAACAUUAAUACCAGAUGCUGAUGUUUUCCCUAGCGUUUCCAUGCCCGUCACCGUAAUUUUGACUGGCGUGCUUCUCUUUGUAAUUUUCGCCGGUUUCUUCUCUCUUUUCUUCUGGCAGUUUCUCCUGAUUCGUUUAUUUUCAACUUGGAACCUUCAUCGAACACCUUACGCUGACUUAAUCCAUGUGGCCACUCCGCCUGAAAAGACCGGCCUAGACCCAUUUAUCGUCCGAUCAUUUCCCGAGUUCCGAUAUUCAUCUGCAACAAUGAAAAAUCACGGGACAGAAUGCGCUAUCUGCUUGUCAGAGUUUUCAGAUGACGAUACAGUUAGGCUCAUAACGGUUUGUCGUCAUCCCUUUCAUUCAAACUGCAUUGAUCUUUGGUUUGAGUUACACAAGACUUGUCCUGUUUGCCGCUGUGAGCUAGACCCUGGCCUUGUUGGAUCUGGAAGCCAUGAAUCUUUGCACAACACAAUCACAAUUACUAUUGAGGAUAUAAACCAUGAAGAAGAAAGUCUUCCUACCACUGGUUCAAGCAAAAGGAUAGUGGAAGCAUCGGCUUGGCGAUUCUCGAGGUCACAUUCCACCGGACAUUUCAUGGUUAAGACGACAGAUGUCAAUGUGAAGAUGAAAAGAAGGCAUUACCAAACAGGAAGCUGUGUCUCAUUCGACGAACUUACUCGGUAUAAUGAAGCAGAAUGGCUUGGUGAUUCAUCAUCAUACAUUAGCAGGAUUGAAGUCUAGUUUACUGAUAAAUUCU
Messenger RNA from Camelina sativa (false flax), 944 nucleotides. NCBI's taxonomy places the organism in Eukaryota, Viridiplantae, Streptophyta, Magnoliopsida, Brassicales, Brassicaceae. The record is from RefSeq and is a predicted model, not a curated record.